CUCUCAAUCUCCGGCAUCUCAACCCAAGCUCAAACCGUGCGGGAAACUCCUUGAUUCCCCUAACGUCUACCUCGAGAACAACUACAUCAUGUCCGACAACGUUGGUCUCUCGACGCCGCGCGGCAGUGGCACUUCCGGCUAUGUUCAGCGCAAUCUUGCGCACAUGAAGCCGCGUGACUACGCCGCUCCUUACCCCAAGGAUCUCGACUCUCUGCGCCACAGACAGCGCCAGCCGGACAAGGAAAUCCUCGAGCAUGACCGCAAACGAGAGGUUGAGGUUAGGGUUCUUGAUCUCCGCGAUGAGCUCGAGGAUGAAGGUCUCGACGACGACGAAAUCGAAAAACGCUGCGAUGAGCUCCGAAAGAAGCUCGUAGCUGAGAUGGAAAGCAAAAAGAACAGGCGCGGGGGCUCACCGCCCCCGAGGAAAGGUUUCAAGAGCCACCAGGUGCACGAGAUGGCAGAUGCUAAGAUCAAGGAGAGCGAGAGGCUGCGCAAUGCGCUCAAGAUCAGCAAGGACUAUGAAGAGGGUGAUCACUGGAAGAGACAAGAAGAGAGGCUGCGGAGUGCCGUGGAUCAGGAAGACAAGAAAGCAUAAGAGAUAGAGGAUGGGCAAGACAUUGACAGGAUACACGAAAAAAAAAACGAAAAAAAAGGCGUUCGGCGCAUGGGAUAUAAAGUCAGACAUUACUGGAGCUUCUUUUGGCCCCCUGGACUCGGCGUACGGGAUGCUAUCAGUUCAGGAGGAACCGGGUUCUGUUGUACUGUACAAGGUAUUUUUACAAUUGGGACUAGAUUACUUUGUCGGGUCUAGUUUUUUCCAUAGUUAUUUCCUCUUGCUUGCUGGAGGUGUCCAGGCCUGGGGCUGCCAUCCUUCGCCGGGUCCUUUUGCCUUGUCCCACGGAUCAUAUCCAUACUUCUUCUUGCGUAAUUCGGGGUCCGAAUUGAGUUGUU
Sodiomyces alkalinus F11 is the source of this 951-nucleotide messenger RNA. RefSeq names its product pre-mRNA-splicing factor CWC21. Bases 89 to 595 code for a protein of 168 amino acids. The transcript has 2 exons. NCBI's taxonomy places the organism in Eukaryota, Fungi, Ascomycota, Sordariomycetes, Glomerellales, Plectosphaerellaceae. The record is from RefSeq and is a predicted model, not a curated record.